Molecule: messenger RNA, 1637 nt
Organism: Syngnathoides biaculeatus (alligator pipefish)
Lineage: Eukaryota; Metazoa; Chordata; Actinopteri; Syngnathiformes; Syngnathidae
Product: adventurous-gliding motility protein Z-like
Exons: 4
Coding region: 74-1570 (498 amino acids)
Source: RefSeq, a predicted model, not a curated record
ACCAGCUGUGGUCGCUUGUCGUCUGCUAUAAAAGCUCCUUGAGGCAGGCCCUUACACAACUGUCGCUGAAGGGAUGGCUGCUUUUUGGCUCUUGGUUGUUUUGGUGCAUGCUGUCUUACAGGAUAAAGGUCUUUGUUUUCCACCUGGGGUAAAACAAGAUGUGCUUGACAAAGAAAUUUUACCUGAGUUAAUGAAACUUCGUCAGUCUUGGGAGUCUUUUCUGAAGCAACAUAAAGGUGGUGAAGAACAAAUGCAACAUGACGAAGCGAGCUACAACCAAAAAAGUGACUCAAGGGACAAUGUGAGUAACGAAGCCUUGAGCCAUAACAUGAACACCAAGGGCCAACUGGAUGACUCAUUGAGCCGCAACGUGAGCACCAAGGGCCAACUCGACGACUCCUUAAACCAAGACUACCAGAGCCGCAACGUGAGCACCAAGGGCCAACUCGACGACUCAUUAAACCAAGACUACCAGAGCCGCAACGUGAGCACCAAGGGCCAACUCGACGACUCAGUGAGCCGCAACGUGAGCACCAAGGGCCAACUCGACGACUCAGUGAGCCGCAACGUGAGCACCAAGGGCCAACUCGACGACUCAGUGAGCCGCAACGUGAGCACCAAGGGCCAACUCGACGACUCAGUGAGCCGCAACGUGAGCACCAAGGGCCAACUCGACGACUCAGUGAGCCGCAACGUGAGCACCAAGGGCCAACUCGACGACUCAGUGAGCCGCAACGUGAGCACCAAGGGCCAACUCGACGACUCAGUGAGCCGCAACGUGAGCACCAAGGGCCAACUCGACGACUCAGUGAGCCGCAACGUGAGCACCAAGGGCCAACUCGACGACUCAGUGAGCCGCAACGUGAGCACCAAGGGCCAACUCGACGACUCAGUGAGCCGCAACGUGAGCACCAAGGGCCAACUCGACGACUCAGUGAGCCGCAACGUGAGCACCAAGGGCCAACUCGACGACUCAGUGAGCCGCAACGUGAGCACCAAGGGCCAACUCGACGACUCAGUGAGCCGCAACGUGAGCACCAAGGGCCAACUCGACGACUCAGUGAGCCGCAACGUGAGCACCAAGGGCCAACUCGACGACUCAGUGAGCCGCAACGUGAGCACCAAGGGCCAACUCGACGACUCAGUGAGCCGCAACGUGAGCACCAAGGGCCAACUCGACGACUCAGUGAGCCGCAACGUGAGCACCAAGGGCCAACUCGACGACUCAGUGAGCCGCAACGUGAGCACCAAGGGCCAACUCGACGACUCAGUGAGCCGCAACGUGAGCACCAAGGGCCAACUCGACGACUCAGUGAGCCGCAACGUGAGCACCAAGGGCCAACUCGACGACUCAGUGAGCUACGGUCACCAGAGUGACCUGUCUGACAUGAGCACCAAGGGCCAACUCGACGACUCAGUGAGCUACGGUCACCAGAGUGACCUGUCUGACAUGAGCACCAAGGGCCAACUCGACGACUCAGUGAGCUACGGUCACCAGAGUGACCUGUCUGACAUGAGCACCGACUCCCAGAAUGACAGUUUAGGUGAUGAGUUUGCUGUCAAUAUUUGAAGUAGUUGUAUUGGAGGUAUUAAUCAUGUAACAUCUCUUUGAAAAUUAAAACUUUUCUUUCAAUAAA